AUGAUUGCUAAGUCCAAGACCAAAGAAGAGCAUGUUGAGUAUUUAUUAAAGUUGUUUCAACGUUUGAGGAAGUACAAACUCCAUCUGAACCCCAACAAAUGUACUUUCGGUGUCCGUUCAGGAAAGCUACUAGGCUUCAUCGUCAAUCAGCAAGGUAUUGAGGUGGACCUUGACAAAGUGAGAGCCGCUCAAGAAAUGCCUGCACCAACAACAGAGAAACAAAUGUUGUUGUCAGAAUACGAUAUUGAGUACCAUACCCAGAAGGCAAUAAAAGGAAGUAUAUUGGAUGAACAUUUAGCUCACUGGCCAAUUGACGACUAUCAAUCCAUUCAAUUUGACUUCCCUGAUGAGGAUGUAAUGUACUUGAAAGCAAAAGAUUAUGAUGAACUGUUGCCAAGUGAAGGACCAGAUCCAGAAUCACAUUGGGGUUUGAUAUUUGAUGGAUCUGUUAAUGCUUAUGGAAAUGAAAUUGGGGCAGUCAUUGUCACUCCUCAAGGUUCUCAUAUUAUAUUUACCGCAAGAUUGACAUUCACUUGUACGAACAACGUGGCAGAAUAUGAAGCGUGCAUUAUGGAUCUGGAAGAGGCUAUCGACUUGAGAAUCAAAAUUUUGGACGUAUAUGGAGAUUCAACUUUGAUAGUAGAUGCUCUGGCAACUUUAUCCUCCGUGAUUGUUGUGAACCGGUGGAAUGAUGUGCCUACAAUAAAUAUUAUGCGCCUCGAUAGACCUACUCAUCUGUUUGUCACAGAAGAGGUAAUUGAUGGUAAAACAUGGGAUGAUUCGGUUUAUAUAUGGGGAGGUUAUGUACCAAAAAACUUAUUCAAGCAUUAUAAUGAGUCGGGUUUGCGGGCGGUUGUAGCUGUUGGGGGUGGAAGGAAGUGGGCGGCGAAGUUUGUGGUCCCUCUGAGUAUGAGCUGGCUCGGAUUGCAUAAUCAGUCGGUUAGAAUCGGAUCAUUCCCAGAUUUGGUGGGGACCAAAUACGUGACAGGAUCUCAUUGGCGGCAUGACAAGUCCUUAUUCUCUGCCUUGGUUGUGAAGCGGCUUACGUUUUGA
Molecule: messenger RNA, 1053 nt
Organism: Lathyrus oleraceus (garden pea)
Lineage: Eukaryota; Viridiplantae; Streptophyta; Magnoliopsida; Fabales; Fabaceae
Exons: 6
Coding region: 1-1053 (350 amino acids)
Molecular function (GO): nucleic acid binding; RNA-DNA hybrid ribonuclease activity
Source: RefSeq, a predicted model, not a curated record